AUGCCGAGCGCUAACGUCCUCCUCCUCCCCGAGCCCGGCUCCGGCCACCUCAUGUCCCUCAUCGAAGCCGGCAAGCGGCUGAUCGGCCACGGCGGAUCGGACGCGCUCACUGUCACCGUGCUGAUCAUCCGCCCAGCCACGGCCGAGUCGGCUGCCGAGGUCGACGCGCACGUCAGCCGCGUCGCGGCCUCCGGGUCCGGGAUCCGGUUCCACCGCCUCCCCGCCGUCGAUCCACCCACGGACUGCGCCGGCAACCUGCAGGAGUUCAAGUCCCGCUACAUGCAGCUGCAGGCGCCCCACGUCAAGGCCGCCUUGGCGGAUCUCGACGCCGCCGCGCUCGUCAUAGACUUCUUCGCCACCGCCGUGAUCGACGCGGCCCGCGAGCUCGCCGUGCCCACGUACGUCUACUUCACGUCCACUGCCGCGCUGCUCGCGCUCACCCUGCGCCUGCCUGUGCUGGACGAGGUCGUCCAGGCGUUCGACGGCGCGGUAGACGUCCCGGGCAUGCCGCCGGUGCCCGCGGGAUCUGUCCCGGGGUUUCUGGGAGACAAGAAGAGCCCCAACUACGCGUGGUUCGUGUACCACGGCCGUCGCUUCAUGGACGCCGACGGCAUCAUCAUUAACACGGUGGGCGAGCUCGAGCCGGGGCUUCUCGCGGCGAUAGCGCAAGGCCGGUGCGUCCCAGGACGACGUGCGCCGCCGCUGUACCCGAUUGGCCCAGUCAUCGACCUGGGCGUCAAAGAGUCGAGCGAGGACUGUGUCCGGUGGCUCGACGCGCAGCCUCGGGCGUCGGUGGUGUUCCUUUGCUUCGGGAGCCUGGGCUUUUUCGACGUGGCCAAGGCGCACGAGGUCGCCACGGGGCUGGAGCGCAGCGGGCAUCGUUUCAUGUGGACGCUGCGCGGCCCUCCUGUCGCCGGCUCGCGCCACCCGACGGACGCAGACCUAGACGAGCUUCUCCCGGAGGGGUUCUUGGAGAGGACCAAGAGGAGGGGCCUCGUGUGGCCGAUGCGAGCCCCGCAGAAGGAGAUUCUCGCUCACCCCGCCGUUGGCUGCUUCGUGACCCAUUGCGGGUGGAACUCGACGCUGGAGAGCCUGUGGCAUGGCGUGCCGCUGGUGCCGUGGCCUCUGUACGCAGAGCAGCACCUCAACGCGUUCGAGCUCGUUUCCGACGUGGGAGUCGCCGUGGCGAUGGAAGUGGACAGGAAGGGGAACAACUUUGUGGAGGCGGAGGACCUUGAGCGGGCGGUGAGAUGUCUGAUGGACGGGUCGGAUGAGGGUCUGAAGGCGAGGGAAAAGGCCAUGAAGAUGAAGGCGGCAUGCAGGAAGGCUGUGGAGGACGGCGGCUCGUCCUACGCCGCGCUCCAGAGGCUGCGGCAUGCAAUUCUCAGGGGUACAAAGUGCAACGGCGUGGCGUCUCCAGGAGAGACGCACCUAGCUACUACAUCGUGA
Lolium rigidum is the source of this 1449-nucleotide messenger RNA. Its product is annotated as UDP-glycosyltransferase 88B1-like. Lineage: Eukaryota; Viridiplantae; Streptophyta; Magnoliopsida; Poales; Poaceae. The transcript has a single exon. The record is from RefSeq and is a predicted model, not a curated record. Gene Ontology annotation, molecular function: UDP-glycosyltransferase activity. Bases 1 to 1449 code for a protein of 482 amino acids.